AUGGCAGCCACAACAGACCCUACAACAAAUCUCGCCAGCGAGUCCGAAAAGGGAAACCAGCAACCUCUCAAGAUGGAACCUUUAGACUCGAAUGCUCCCCCCAAGUACGAGCACGACUCAGCAUCCGGCUCAGACGGCGAAGUCCCCAAGGGCGAGACAAGCGACGAGAUCGGCAACAUCUUCGAGGGUCAGGAUGGAAAAAGCUACAGGACCAUGACCCGCUGGGGUACAAUCUUUGCUCUUCUCACCAACCAAUUCGGUAUCGGCGCCCUCGGUCUUCCCAGCGCUUUUGCAACUCUCGGUCUCGUCCCCGCCCUCAUCACCCUCUUUGGCUCUGCCCUCUUGGCUUGGUACACUGGCUUCGAGCUGUACCGCUACUCCAUCUUGCAUCCUCAGUGCGUGCACAUCAUUGAUCUUGCCAAAGCUGCUGGUGGCCGAACAUGGCAAGUCAUUGUGGCCAUCGGAUUCCUUAUCCAAGUCAUCAUGUUCUGCUCUUCUGCCAUUGUCACCAUCUCAAUUGCUUUCAAUACCAUGACUGAGCAUGCCAUCUGCACCGUCAGCUUCAUGGCUGUCGCCGCUGUCAUCUCGUUCAUCCUCUGUGUGCCCCGUACCGUCAAGUUCAUCUCUCGUAGCGGUCCUCCCACCGUCGUCAGUCUUGUCGGAGCGGUUCUUAUCGUCAUGAUCAGUCUUGGUUUCGCCGAUCCCGUCAAGGCCCCCGAGAACUGGACACCCACCAUCAAGGCAUUCAACAACCCUGGAUUCCGCAACAUCUUCAACGCCGUGCUAAAGAUUGUCUUCGCAUACGCUGGUAACCACUCCUACGUUUCCUACAUGGCUGAGAUGAAGGACCCCAAGAAGGAUUUCCCCUUCUCUCUCACAUGGUUGAUCACCCUUACCACGGCUUUCUACACCAUGCUCGCCACCGGUAUUUACUGUCUCGCCGGCGAGUACACGACUUCCCCAGCUCUUGGCUCGGCUCCUCACAUCUACGCCAAGGCCGCCUACGGCGUUGUUCUUCCUGCUAUCCUGACCGGUGCCCUUGCCAAUGGCCACGUCGGUGUCAAGUACAUGUUCAUUGUCUGCAUGAAGCAGAUGAAGGCCACCGGUGAAAUUACCUCCAACACCGUUCGAUCUUGGGCCGCCUGGAUGAUCUGCACUACCAUUUUCUGGAUUAUUGCUUUCAUCCUUGCCAACGCUAUCCCUAUUUUCGAUUCGAUCGUCUCAAUCCAGUCCGCCACCACCUACGCCUGGUUCUCCUUCGGUAUGAGUGGUGUCUUCUACCUCGUCUCCCGCAAGGGUACGCACUUCAAUGGUGCAAAGAACAUUGCCUUUUUCGUUCUCAACUGUGGCAUCAUCCUCUUUGCCUUCUUCCUCAAUGGUGCCGGUCUUUGGGCUUCAUUGACUGAAAUGCUUGAGAUUUUUGCUACCGGCGAUAAUGUCAACGGUACUUUCAGCUGUGGAGAUAACUCCGCGUUGUAA
Molecule: messenger RNA, 1479 nt
Organism: Fusarium pseudograminearum CS3096
Lineage: Eukaryota; Fungi; Ascomycota; Sordariomycetes; Hypocreales; Nectriaceae
Exons: 1
Coding region: 1-1479 (492 amino acids)
Biological process (GO): amino acid transmembrane transport
Cellular component (GO): vacuolar membrane
Molecular function (GO): amino acid transmembrane transporter activity
Source: RefSeq, a predicted model, not a curated record